Molecule: messenger RNA, 972 nt
Organism: Chanos chanos (milkfish)
Lineage: Eukaryota; Metazoa; Chordata; Actinopteri; Gonorynchiformes; Chanidae
Product: olfactory receptor 56A5-like
Exons: 1
Coding region: 1-972 (323 amino acids)
Biological process (GO): G protein-coupled receptor signaling pathway; detection of chemical stimulus involved in sensory perception of smell
Cellular component (GO): membrane
Molecular function (GO): G protein-coupled receptor activity; odorant binding; olfactory receptor activity
Source: RefSeq, a predicted model, not a curated record
AUGAUCCUUGCCACAAUGAAUAUUACAUUUAUGUUCACUGCAUAUGGGCCUCCUGGCCCAAUAAAUUAUGUAUUUUUUAGUUUUACUUUUUUCAUUUAUAUUGUUUCAGUUUUAGCAAACAUUGCCCUCAUGACUGUAAUAUACCUGGAACCAAGCCUUCAUAAACCAAUGUAUAUUUUUUUGGUCAAUUUGGCAAUCAAUGGACUGAUUGGGAGUUCAGCUAUCUGCCCCAAAAUUUUGCAGAAUCUCUUGGAGGACAUUCAGAGGAUUUCUUACCAGGACUGUUUCCUGCAGGUGUUUUUUAUUAAUAUCUAUGUAACCACUGCAUAUGCUAUUCUAACAGUGAUGGCUUAUGACAGGUAUGUUUCCAUAUGCAAGCCCUUGCAAUAUCAUACCAUUAUGACAUCCUCAAAAAUGAGACAGCUUUUAUUUAUUGUUUACUUCAUUCCAGUCUUUACCAUAUCUGUACAAGUGUAUCUCUCCUCACAAAUCCCAUUGUGUAGGUAUACUAUUCACAGGCUUUUUUGUGACAAUCUCGCGAUCAUGAACCUUUCAUGUGUGCAAAGCAAGCUGAGCAACCUGUAUGGUAUUAGCGUCAUUGCUGGCCUUGUAGUUUUUCCUUUGUUCCUCGUUGUGCUCUCGUAUGUUAAGAUAUUGAUUGUAUGUUUGAAAACAUCAAAAGAAGCUCAAAAGAAAGCUUUGAGUACUUGCACUCCCCACUUAAUCACAUUUCUGAACUUCUCUUUCGUUUCUCUUUUCUCAGUCACUUAUAAUCGCUUUCACAUGUACCUGCCAGGUGAAGUUCAGACAUUUAUGACAAUUCAUUUUAGCUUUAUUCCCCCAUUGCUACAUCCAAUAAUAUAUGGCAUGCGCACUAAGGAGAUCCGGAAAGGUAUUGCAAAACUAAGCAGGAGAAGAGUAUUUACAAUUUCACUUCCUAACACCAAAUUGAGCAUUUCCAAUCCAUUCUAG